AUGGAUGCAAACGAGCUUUCGGUGCUACGAUCGAUCGUAGAUUUCGUGCGUAUCAGUGAGGUGCCCGAAGUGAAAAUUGUUCGCGAGAUUCAUCCGAAUGUGGUUAAGGCGAUGCAGCAGUUCUUGGCGUCCAAUGAAGAACUUCGCAACAUUUGGAUCGUCCCCAUGAAGAAUGCGGUCGGACUGGUGAUAAAACGCGUUCAAUCUGCCGGUAGUGGACAGUUCUCGAUAGCGACGGAACAGAAGCUACAUAAGGUCGCUGAAAUUGCCGAAUGUUGCACGUCGGAAAAUCUCCAGGAACGGUUCAGGGUACGGUUCACGAUACCGAUAACAUGGAACUUUUGGUUUAUCGAUAAAAAUGUGGCACAUCUGUCGCAUAUUCCUUCGGCCUGUCAGUAUGAUACGGCCACCAUGGAUCGACGUAUGCAGCUACCAGCAUAUCAGCACCUGAACACCCGUACUAUGUUCUUCAGUUUGGCCCAUUCGAGGGUUUCUAUUGUCCAAGGUACUGCAGAUAGUGGCAAACGUACGGAAAUCGUCCACCAUCUGCUGGAAGCUGCUUGCAUGAGGAAAUAUUCCUGCCGCAUGAUUUACGUGAUGGAAGAAGAGGUGGAAGCGCUGGCUACCGUAGUGCGUAUAUGCGAGGAACGAAACGAAUCCAUCGGCACCACAGCGGGCUAUAAAUUGUGCAUAAAUGCGCAAGUUGGAGAAAUGAACAACGUAGUGUUCUGUACCACCCAGACACUGAUAUAUUCUUUGCUGAACAAUUCCUUCAUAGACGUUCUGAACAGAUUAACGCACCUGAUUGUGGACUGUGGUGAUCGACAUCCUAGCGAGAUGAGUUUACUGCUUUCUCUGGUUGCAAAAUUGCUAAAAUUGUACACAAUGAAUCUGGUGCUGCUGUCCUCGCGAAGUGAUGAUCCAUCGCCGUUCAGUGAGUUCUUUUCCACGGAUACGCUGGUGGUACGCGUACCUCUCGGCAAACCAACCGUCUACUACUUGCCAAGUCAACCGCACGGAGUGGAGUAUUACUAUCUGGACGAGAUUUUAGAGAACAUUUGCACUCAUGAGUCGAUUUUAAGUAUGAAAAAGAAACUUCCUCAGACUGACAAUGCGCUGAUGCUGAUGGCGGAAAUCCAACGUGCGUAUGGCUAUUAUAGUCCCAAUCGAAAUGUGACGGCAAUUAUGGACUUACUGCUUGAGCGGUGUUGGUUCGACGAAGAUGCGGAACAGUUCACGACGGUACUGUUGCGGUUUCUGGAGUACAACAAGCAUAUGGUGGACUAUCAACAUUCGAAAACUCGCUUGACCGCCCUUAUGAUCGCGAGUGCGAAAGGGUUCGUAGAUGUAGUUGAAGAGCUGCUGUCUUUGGGCGCCAAUCCGUACAUAGUGGGAAGGAAAUCCUUGCAAGCUAUGAAUUGGUGUUUUAACGGAAGUGAAAAUGUAUGCUGGCAAAUGUUGCAUACAGUUCACCAUGCGUACCAAGGUGAGGCAACCCACAGGUCACUUUUGUGCCAAAUUUAUCACAAAUUGUACAAUCCGUUCGUCGUCGAUCAGAAAUUAGUGGAGCAGACUGUAAAACAUAUCUGCAGUCGGUGUGUAUCGGGGAACAUACUCGUGAUGCUGCCCGAUUUUUCCAACGUUCUCGAGUGUUACGACAUGCUUCGACGCAGUAAGCUCGGAACACGGAACACGUUGGUGCGUUUUGUGGUCUGCAAUCAAUUUCUUACCGAGGGAGAGUUGAAAGAAAAUGUAUUGUUUUCGACCCGUGCUAGGCCGGAGAUGUACGUGGUGAUUCUAGCAGCGGGACCACUAUUGGAGUUAGUGUCGUCGCUGUUAGACAUAGAUUAUGUAGUGGACACCGGGCUAGUGGUUCACCGUUCCGGCGAUUACGCGAAGGGCAUAUGCUUCGAUCGAUCCUGCUUGGCUACUGCGCAAAGAUCCCAGUUUCUGAUGUGGCUAGCACAGCGGAAAUGUUUCAUGCUCUACCCGAAGAACUAUUUACCGCAAAUUGGUGAAGAUUCCAAACCUAUUACCAGAGCAUUACCCAAUAUGGCACGAUGCGAGGAAGUACUAAAGACUCUUGUGUUGCGACAACGAGUACGCAGAACGGAUCGAUCUGACUCGGCGUUAGAAUUCGUUUGCUCCACUUUAUUCUCAACAUGUUCUAUGAGCAUCGCCGAUUCCUUGGAGACCCUUACGCAAAUCGGAGCCAUAGAAAAACCGCUAGGCAUACCAAACAGCUUGGGCAAUUUGCUUUUCCAGCUGGGCAUCAGCGUCCAUCUGGGUAAGGCAUUGCUCUAUUCGAUUUUGUUUCGAUGUCUUGAUCCGAUGAUCACUAUUGUGGCCGCCUUGAAGGUGGGGGAUCCAUUCGUCGAGCCGUUGGACGCGAAGGGUGAGAAGGAUAUAAUGUGGUUAAAACUAUCGUUGCAUAGCCGCACCUAUAGCGAUUUUAUGGUACUGUUACGCCUGUACCAGCAGUGGAGUCAAUGCAAAACCAGCCAAACUGAUCAAAUGAUGGUCCAAUAUCGUCUCAAACCAGGAGCCAUGGAGGCGAUUUCUAAUGCGCGCGUGGAGCUAAUGUCUUUGUUACGUCUUCUCGGGAUAGUAAAGUGUGGCCGUGGACAUAACACCGAAAUGCUGAACCUUAACGCUGGCAAUUGGCACAUGGUGAAGGGUUGUCUGGCGGCCGGCUUCUAUCCCCAGCUGGCCAUGGCGGAGUUUGAGAAGAAGCAACUAACAGCAAAUUGUGGAUCGGAGAUCUUUAAACCCCAUCCUCUGUCGGUGGCACAAGUGGAUCAGCUGCCAGCGAAAUGGGUAAUUUACAAUAGAAAGCAAGAUCACAUGCUGAACGUACUGAACAAUGCGAAGGAUGCUCAAGUUCAGCUCAUAGACAACACCGUCAUUUCCGAUGUUACAUUGCUGUUGAUGUGUGGAAUCGACAAAAGCGAUACACUACGAACCGGUAAUCUGCAAACUCGUGGAUGUAUCGACGGUAAGGAAUCGGUAGAGUUCCUAAUUGAUCAGAAGUACUUGUUCCAGUUGCCGCGUGAAAUCUUCGUGGCGGUGCGGUUCAUGCGUCGCCGACUGGGGCAGUUAUUUAAAAAGUUUACGCACAACAUACUGAGAACGAUGGAGCGAAAAGAAACGGAUGAGUUGGUGAAGCACAUUGGGGAUGUACUGUACGCAGAGGACUUGAGCCUAAUGCUCACGGCCACUAACGUUGAAACGCGCCCCAAAGUAAAGAACUUGUUGCCGAUGGGUGUUUUCUGGAAUUACACAUUGGAUAUGGUCGAGCGUGCCCAGAGAUGA
Molecule: messenger RNA, 3312 nt
Organism: Anopheles moucheti
Lineage: Eukaryota; Metazoa; Arthropoda; Insecta; Diptera; Culicidae
Product: 3'-5' RNA helicase YTHDC2-like
Exons: 3
Coding region: 1-3312 (1103 amino acids)
Cellular component (GO): intracellular anatomical structure
Molecular function (GO): protein binding; RNA binding
Source: RefSeq, a predicted model, not a curated record